Messenger RNA from Tarenaya hassleriana, 1853 nucleotides. Its product is annotated as putative receptor-like protein kinase At1g72540. Gene Ontology annotation, biological process: protein phosphorylation. Gene Ontology annotation, molecular function: protein kinase activity; ATP binding. The transcript is spliced from 5 exons. Lineage: Eukaryota; Viridiplantae; Streptophyta; Magnoliopsida; Brassicales; Cleomaceae. The record is from RefSeq and is a predicted model, not a curated record. Bases 251 to 1468 code for a protein of 405 amino acids.
AAAGACUUUAUUAUAAAUAUAUAUAUAUAUAUAUAUAUGCAAUUGAUCUAACACCAAGGAGGACUGGUCCAUGGUUGACUGCAAGACCACAGACUUGCUUUUGUGACUCUCUCUCUCUCUAUCUCUCUCUCUCUCUCAACAUCCUUGGCCUUUCCAAAGAAGCUUCAGAGCUCUAUAUAAGGCAAAACCUUGAUCAAAAUUCAGACACAAACAACACACGUUCACAUUAACCCCCUUCAGACAAAACCCCAUGUCCUUCAAGGUAUUUUCUUGGAGAGCAUGUCUUCCCAUAAACUGCAUCAAGAACAAGAAGAAGAACAAGAUCGACCCAUCAGAGGGAAGGCCUCUGUAUUCAAACCAAGGCUCUCUUCCAAGCAGAAGAAUAUCCGUUUCUGAUGUCAGCAGCUCAUCCGUGUCACUCAGCGACUUGUCGGCUUCUUUUCUCGUAGACCUUCACAUUUUCACCUUUUUAUUUCUUUUUUUCGUUUGGACUUUAAAUCUGCAGGCUGAAGUUAUCAUCUUGGGUCAAUUGAAGCAUCCCCAUCUGGUGAACUUGAUCGGAUACUGCAGUGAGGAUGAACAUAUGCUUCUAGUGUAUGAAUUUAUGGAACGAGGAAACCUGGAAGACCAUCUGUUUCAAAGAUAUGCAGGAACGCUGCCUUGGUUAACCCGAAUGAAGAUUCUAUUAGGUGCUGCAAAAGGCCUUGCCUUCCUUCAUGAAGAACAAACCCCCAUUAUAUACCGAGAUUUUAAGCCUUCCAACAUCCUCUUAAACUCGGAUUACAGCUCUAAGCUCUCCGAUUUCGGACUAGCAACAGAUGGAUCAGAGGGAGGAGAAUCAAGUGUUACAAGGAUAAUGGGUACAGAGGGCUAUGCAGCUCCAGAAUAUAUAUCAACAGGUCACUUGACAACAAUGAGCGACGUGUUCAGUUUCGGGGUCGUCAUGUUAGAGUUGCUAACAGGAAGAAAACCGGUGGAAAAGUAUUGGUCACAAAGAGGGAGGAACCUAGUGGAAUGGGCAAGACCCAUGUUAAAAGAUCACAACAAACUCGAAGUGAUAAUAGACAGGGGGCUUGAAGGGCGGUACUCGGUUGAAGGGGUGAGGAAGGCGGCUGCUUUGGCUUAUCAGUGCCUCAGCCACAACCCCAAGUCACGACCCACAAUGACCACAGUGGUCAAGACUUUGGAGUCUCUCCUUGACCUCAAAGACAUCCAAAACGGGCCAUUUGUGUACAUAGUUCCAACGGAAGGUGUGAAGGAAGGGCAUGACAGCAAAUGUGGGGACAAUGUGACACUCGGGAAGAAUGGCAAAGAAAAUAAGGAGGAAAAGAAAGGGAAACUCUGCCAAAGACAUCAAAGAGGUCCGAAGCAGAAACGUAAGGUCAAGGCAAUGAGGUCCCCCACCGUAUAUUCAGACACUGCUCUGUACAAGAGUCAAGGGACCAGUUUGUACUCCCCGGUCAAGUAGAUUUUGUUCAUGAUUUUAUUUAUAUUUGUUCCAUACAGGUUUAGAUGUUAGGAAACAACACAAAAAAAAGUCAUGUUAGAUACAGGAAAAUACUACAGGAUUUUCAUGUAAUGCAAAAUGUAAAGUGGGCUACAUAGAAAUUUAGCAGUCAAUUUCAAGUUUGUAAACAUAGACGUUAAAUCUGAAUGCAAGGAAUAUGUGUUCAACAGGGACAUAAUUCCUGGAUUUAUUCACCAGAGGAAUCUAACAUCAACAUCCAAAAUUGAACCUUUAUAAGAAUUUUACAGGUCCUAUGUUAGAUGUUCUGUUCUCAAUGUUGAAGAAUCUGAGUGAAUAUGCAACCAAGUCCAGACAAAAUGGUCUGAAGCAGAGUCAGAUCACAAAC